AAAAGUUGUGCUUACCUCAUUUCAGUAACGCUGGCGGCAUCUGAAAACCAUAUAUUGUCUUGCAGCGUGUAAAUGACAUCCUACAAGACUGCAUCUGCGUCUCAUACAGCUAGAACAAUAGCAGCUCAGAGGAACACACAUAAAUCCUACAGAAACCAAAAACUGCUAAACAUGUCUAUAAUGCUGUCUUCUCCGAGUGAGAUGUCCUGCAACAAAAUUGAACCUGUAGCAAAUGAAGAGAGUGAUACAAAUGUCAUACUCCAGUCAGAUGGUGAUAAAUCCAGUAACUCUGGGUUCUGCGGAUACCUCCUUACUUUCUUCUCCUUCAUCUUUGUCUUUCUUACUUUUCCUGUCUCGGUGUGGUUUUGUAUGAAGAUUGUCCAGGAAUAUGAACGAGCAGUUAUUUUUCGUUUGGGACGACUCCUUGGCGGUGCUAAAGGACCUGGUUUGUUCUGGAUUAUUCCAUGUGUGGACACAUUUCGGAAGGUUGACUUGAGGACAGUGUCUUUUGACAUCCCUCCUCAAGAGGUGCUGACCAAAGACUCUGUGACUAUCAUGGUGGAUGCGGUGGUCUACUAUCGCAUCUUUAACCCCACUGUCUCCAUUACCAAAGUGGAGAAUGCUAAUCAUGCCACGAAGAUGCUUGCGCAGACUACGUUACGAAACAUGCUGGGAACUAAAAGCCUGGCAGACAUCUUAAAAGACCGUGAGGAGAUGUCAGAUCAGAUGGAGGCUGUGCUGUAUGCUGCUUCCAAGAAUUGGGGUAUCAAAGUGGAACGGGUCGAGCUUAAAGAUGUCAAACUGCCCACCUCUUUGCAGAGAGCCAUGGCAGCUGAAGCAGAGGCCACCAGAGAUGCCCGGGCCAAGGUGAUUGCAGCAGAGGGAGAAAUGAAAGCCUCACGUGCUCUGAAGGAGGCAGCAAACGUGUUGUCAGAGUCUCCGUCAGCACUUCAGCUGCGCUAUAUGCAGACACUGACUGAGAUCGCCUCGGAAAGGAACUCUACUAUUGUUUUUCCUCUUCCUAUAGAUCUCAUCUCUGGUUUCAUGAGAAGGUGACCUCAUAUUUUAGGAAUAUAUUAAUAAAUAUGUUCAAAUAUCUCUGUACAGACAUUAUAGCUAUGCCAUCUCUUAAAAUACGCAUUGCUUUAACUAUAGGCUAAAAAUAUUCUGUUUAUAUUAUAGAUGAUUCGAACUUUGCAUCAAAUAUUUCAUGUGUCCUACACUCUCUGAUGAAAAACAUAUAUUUAAAAAUUAAAUUGUUCAAAAUGUUCUUUUGUAUUACGUUAUUAAAUAUAUCAAAUAUUAUAACUAAGUUCUUAUAUUCUA
Messenger RNA from Ctenopharyngodon idella (grass carp), 1326 nucleotides. RefSeq lists its product as uncharacterized. The transcript has 8 exons. The coding region runs from base 73 to 1056 and encodes 327 amino acids. Gene Ontology annotation, cellular component: plasma membrane. NCBI's taxonomy places the organism in Eukaryota, Metazoa, Chordata, Actinopteri, Cypriniformes, Xenocyprididae. The record is from RefSeq and is a predicted model, not a curated record.